AUGGGGAACGCUCGGAGCGGGGCGUUAUCCAAGGAAAUCCUGGAGGAGCUGAAGACCAGCACGCGCUACUCGGAGGAGGAGCUGUGCCGCUGGUACGAGAGCUUCCAGCGCCAGUGCCCCGACGGCCGCAUCAGCCGCGCCGAGUUCGAGAAGAUCUACGGCACCUUCUUCCCCAACUCGGACCCGCAGGGCUACGCCCGCCACGUCUUCCGCAGCUUCGACACCAACGACGACGGCACCCUGGAUUUCCGGGAGUACAUCAUCGCCCUGCACCUCACCUCCUCGGGGAAGACCCACCUCAAGCUGGAGUGGGCCUUCUCCCUCUUCGACGUGGAUCGGAACGGGGAGAUCAGCAAGAACGAGGUGCUGGAGAUCAUCACG
This is a messenger RNA of Nipponia nippon (crested ibis), 381 nucleotides long. Lineage: Eukaryota; Metazoa; Chordata; Aves; Pelecaniformes; Threskiornithidae. The record is from RefSeq and is a predicted model, not a curated record.